Molecule: messenger RNA, 2766 nt
Organism: Coregonus clupeaformis (lake whitefish)
Lineage: Eukaryota; Metazoa; Chordata; Actinopteri; Salmoniformes; Salmonidae
Product: zinc finger and BTB domain-containing protein 22
Exons: 4
Coding region: 251-2395 (714 amino acids)
Biological process (GO): regulation of transcription by RNA polymerase II
Molecular function (GO): DNA-binding transcription factor activity, RNA polymerase II-specific; protein binding; RNA polymerase II cis-regulatory region sequence-specific DNA binding
Source: RefSeq, a predicted model, not a curated record
GUUAGCAAUGGUUGCUACAUGAGUUAGCAAUGGUUGGAACUUGGUACAUGAUGGGCACGGUCACAGACAAGCUCUACACUCCCACCCAACACCCACUUGACAUGAUGGAACUGUGUCGAGUUGAGUGUGCGUUACCAAACGAGAAGGACUGGGUGAUUGAACAACGCUGCAAAGACAGUGCUUUAGCUGAAAUCACUGGCAUAUUUUGAAGACUCGUUUCGCGUUUGGAGAACCUGAAAAAAGAGGCUCAAUGGAUCACGGCUGCAUUGUCUCUGGUGCUCCUGCUGGCCCGGUGGUCCAAGUAUGUUUCCCCAGUGUGCGUGCAGCAGUUUUGGACAGCCUGAAUCGACAGCGGGAGGAGGGCCGGCUCUGUGACCUUUCAAUCCAGGUGCAGGGACAGGUGUUCAGGGCCCACCGCUGUGUGCUGGCUGCCUCCUCGCCAUACUUUCAUGAUCAGGUGUUGCUGAAGAAUGUGACGACAGUUUCUCUGCCCUCUGUCAUGGACCCUGUGGCCUUUGAAAGUGUCCUGAGUUCAGCCUACACCGGCCAACUGAGCAUAGUGCGUGAUGACAUUGUCAACUACGUGACGGUAGCCAGCUUUCUCCAGAUGUGGCAUAUAGUUGACAAAUGCACAGAGAUCCUGAAGAGACCUCGACCUCUAGCAGAAUGCAACCCUGGGGAUGUUGCAGCUGGCACACACCAUGGUGCCUCCUCAAGGCAGCAGUCCCCAAGCAGCACUGACUGCCUAUACAUGGAGAGAGAGGGGAAAGAGAAGGAGAAGAGGACCUACGGCCAGGAGCAGAAUGCUCUGCCUCCAUUGGCCACGUGGAGGAGGCCCCAUCAGUUCCCCAGGUGGGGCCACCCCAGGCCCUCACCCCAGCCAGCCAUUUCCAUGCCUGUCCAGCACCUAGCUGACUCACAGCUGGACUCCCACCCUGCUGGGGAGAGUGACUACUCCAGCUGUGAGGAGGUGUGGAUGUCCAGCCACAGCAAAGCCAGCCCCCUAGGACAUCAUGAUGGGAGAGGACUGGACCAUAGCCACACCAGGCAUGGGGGGUUUCCUGGUGAGGCAUUGAGACUGAGACCUAGACUGAGACAGAGGGCAGCACCACCAAGUGCUGAGAAACUGCAUGGCAGGGAUAGAGGAAGUGGAGAGGGCUUUGGAGAAGAGCCUCAGGAGAAGAGGGGGACUGAAAGAGGGAUUGAAGCAAAUGAAGGAAUGGGAGAAGAGUUGGAAGAGGAGAAGAGGGAGGGUCCUGAGCGGAGAGGACACUCUGACUUCCACACUAGUGUACACCAAGGUGAGGAGGGAGGACAGCCAGAGGGGAGAAAGAGCUCAGGGGAGCUGCAGAAGAAAGAGGAGAGACAGUUGGGGAGAUGCUCAGCCCUGACUUCUCCCCAUGCUGGGGAACCAGAUGAGGUGAUUCCUGGACCCUCCUGCUCAGCUCCUACACCAUCGACCCAAAUGCAGUGGCAGGCCAGUCCCUGGUCUCAGCAAGUAGCUAGGCCGCAAGCUGGAGAGGAAGACUACAGAAGAGAAGACGACAAAGAAGAUGACGAGGAGGAAGUGGACUUUGGCCGAUUUGCGGAUGGUGCCUUUCGAAGGGAAACCUAUGAUGAGAUUGAGGAUGGCACCGGACAGGUUUCUCAGAGACCCUUAGUACCUGCCUGUCCUGAUGACAAUGACUUUGUCCUGGGGGCCCCAGAGUUGAACUGGCCCAAUGGGGCAAACAUGACCCAUGGUGGUGGUACCCCAACCCCCACCUCCAGCUGCCACCUGUCCCCAUCCCCUGCUCCAUUCCCCCCUUCCUCCUCACCCCCCAUCCCAUCUUCCUCCUCGUCCGUCUCCCUUGCCGGGGCCCCUUACACAGGAAAAGUGCACUUCUGCCACUGUGGGAAGGCCUACACACUGAAGAGUAUGCGCGACCGCCACGUCAAGAUGCAGCACCUCAACCUGCGGCCCUUCGCUUGCCCCGUGUGCGCCAAGAGCUUCAAGAUGAAGCACCACCUGACCAAGCACCUGAAGACCCACGGCGGGCUGCGGCCCUAUGAGUGUGGCCUGUGUGGGAAGAAGGUCAUCUGGAGGGACAGUUUCCUGCGCCACCAGGCCCGCUGUGAGAGACUGGCCGCCAGCUAUGAUGGAGCCGCUGCCAGUAGUAACACCACAGAGGCCGCUGACAUGGAUGAUGGUUAUGCCUAUGGGUUCGAGGAGGGGGAGGUUUAUUUUUCACAGGGUGGGCAGGUGAAAGUGGAGCAGGCAGACUUUCAAGGGGAGGCAGAGUCUGGGAUGAGUGCGUUGUUAGGGGGUGAGGUUGGGGCUGAAAUAGGCUCUCAGUCAAGGACUGUGGUUAGUCACAGCUUUAAGGAGGAAGCCAGUGACAGGUUUAGUAGCUGAAGCUAAAGGAGGGAGACUGGUGAAAUAUUGUGGAAUAUAGGGCCCGCAGCACCUGAAUUUGGUAUUAGAUAGGGUGAUGAUUAUGUUCAUAAUGGUCCAUGUGUAAACCAUUAACACUCCGAUCCAUGUUGAUACACCUGUUUGAACAACUAUUCUAUGAGGGAGAUUUCGGUUUUAUUAUUUCUUUAGACUAUCCCUGUCAUUGAUAUCUCGAAAGAGGGAACAAACAUGUCAUUUGCUCGAUGUGAAUCAUGUGGUUUUACAAGUUUGUGAAGUGUGAUGUGAGCACCAGUGAGUGCAACUUUGGUUUUAGAAGUGGGGGGGGACAUAUAUCAAUUAUAUAUAUUUUUUUAUCCAGUCGGAUAAACACU